AUGAGCAAUCGACAAUCCUUGUACCAUGCUUAUUGUCUGUUAACAUCUGCUAAAGACGUCGUAAAGGGAAGUGCAUCCAUUGGAUGUGCAUCACUGACAUCUUGGGCUGAAAGCUCUACUUUGACAAGACCUAUCUUGACUAAGAGCCGUCUAUUCUAUGACCCUGAAUGGGAAAAAGCACGAUUACUUUCCGACUCAAUAAGGUCCCAGCCCAAGAACAGAAGCAAAUCUAGCAAGAAAACCAACGUAAGGCACUAUUCAACGUAUAGAAGCGUAAGACUGAACUCUACAGAUGCGAAAAAAGUGGACCUUCCCAAGAGGGCAGAAAAAGAGCAAAAAGAUGCUCUUCAAAGCUCUGAGAUUCCAUCCUCAAGAAUCUCCCGUCUUUUCCAUUACGGCUCCCUUGCGGCCGGGGUUGGACUUUCUGCGGCAACAGACGGGUUCUCGCAGGCCGUACGCGGUCAAUCGCUUGAUUUCAAGUCACUGAUUCUCUCGGAUGCCAACAUAGACCGCAUCACUCAAAAAUUCUCCAAAAUGCGUGGAGCUGCGUUGAAGAUAGGACAAAUGAUGUCUUUUCAAGAUGAGCGAGUUCUGCCCAAGGAGCUGUACAUUAUUCUGUCUCGCGUUCAAAACGGAGCCCAUUACAUGCCUCAAAGACAGCUUGAUAGACUCAUGAAUCGCGAACUUGGUUUGUCCUGGAGAGAUAAAUUUGCCAAAUUCGACCCAAUACCCAUAGCCGCUGCGUCCAUUGGCCAGGUCCAUGAAGCAGUUCUACCGUCAGGCCAAGAAGUUGUGGUUAAAAUUCAAUAUCCGGGGGUAAAGGAUUCCAUCGAUUCAGAUCUCAAUAACGUGCUAAUGUUUCUGACUGCAUCUCGUUUGCUUCCCAAGGGACUCUUUUUGGACAAGACGGUGGAGAACGCAAGGACUGAGUUGAAAUGGGAAUGCGAUUACAAGAGAGAGGCGGCGGCUUUACAAAGAUUUGAAACUUUGCUGCAAGGGGAUCCAGUUCUCGUUACUCCCAAAGUUUUCGAAGAAUUGACGACCGAUAAUAUAAUCACGAUGACCAAAAUGCAAGGCACUGAGAUAAUGAAACUUCCUGAAAAUACGGCGCAGGAGACCAAAAAUUUCAUUUCAGAAGCGAUCAUGCGUUUAUGUCUGCGUGAAAUAGCGGAGUUCCAGUUUAUGCAAACUGAUCCUAACUGGGCCAAUUUCCUCUACAACCAAGGUGAUAACACAUUAGAGCUCUUGGACUUCGGUGCGUCGCGGGAGUUCCCACAUGAAUUUAUUCUUCAGUACCGGCGCAUGCUGACAGCAGGCAGCUUGAAAGACCGCGCGAAAGUCGCUCAGCUUUCUCAACAACUGGGCUAUUUAACGGGACUAGAGUCCAAAGCCAUGGUCGACGCACACGUUGAUUCCGUUCUCACUUUGGCCGAACCAUUUGUGGGCCCCACCGAUAAGUUAUUCGAUUUCUCCGAGCAAACCAUCACGGAUAGAAUCAGGGCCAACAUCAAUUUGAUGUUAAAGGAACGUCUGUGUCCACCGCCUGAGGAGACCUAUUCUUUGCAUAGAAAGUUCAGCGGAGUUUUUCUGUUGUGUGCAAGGAUGAAAGCUCAGAUCCCAAUGGCCAAGCUCUUCCAGGAGCAUUUUGCAUUGUAUGAUUGA
This is a messenger RNA of Lachancea sp. 'fantastica', 1662 nucleotides long. NCBI's taxonomy places the organism in Eukaryota, Fungi, Ascomycota, Saccharomycetes, Saccharomycetales, Saccharomycetaceae. The record is from the annotation of a GenBank genome assembly.